UCUUCUCCUCCCUCCCUCAGAAGUUCAGGUUCUCUCCCUCCGUCUUCCCCUGCUUGGUUUUCCCUUCCGGCCGGCAUUGCGGCAGUCCUUUUUGCUGUGCUCAACAAGAUUCUGCCGCUGCUUAGGUAAAGGAAACUUUCAGGGCUUUCUACAGUGAGAAGCUACAGGUUUUUCACUCGUUAAGUCAGGAGAUUAAUAGACGGCGAUAUGAGGAACUCCUGUGAGUGCUGCAAGAGAUACUGGACCCAUUUGCAUGGAAAGGUCAAGCGUUUCAUCACGCGCAUGGAUAGACACUCUAGGCAUAGCAUGGUCAUACCAGAGAGAUUUGUGAACUAUUUCGCGUGGAAGCUGUCAGGAACCAUCAAGUUGGAAGCCCCCAAUGGCAAUGUCUACGAUGUUGGAAUUACUGAGCGUAGGAACAAAACAGUGCUCCGAUCUGGGUGGGAGGCGUUUGUCGACGCCAAUCAUAUUGUAGAAAGUGACUCGUUGAUGUUCCGAUACCGUGGAAAUUGUCGCUUCAAGGUCGUGGUCUUUGAUUCUAGUGGUUGUGAGAAAGUGUUUUCCUGUGCUGGCAUACUGACCAAUAUUAGUGAUCAAGAACCAAGCACAAAUUCUACGGACAUUUCAACCAGUUUCAGUGAUGGUAAUACUCAUUCGUCAGCACGACGACAAUCAGAUGAUUGCCAGAGUGGAAGCUCAGGCCACCGUAGAAAGCGAGCAAAGAAAGAUGCAAUAUCCUCACCUUCGGAGGAUUCGUCAGGAGAAGACAGUCCUUAUGAGCAUGAGUCAUCUGAAUCCGAUGGUCAGACGCUCCCAACGCCUCUUUAUGUGUUAUCAGGGAAGUGCUAUUUAACAGAAGAAGAUGACGCCAAUAUAGUUGAACUUGUCCAGGAAAUUCAACCCGAAAUGCCUUUGCUCGUGGCUAUGAUGAGGAAGCCCAGUGUGAAACCAUAUCCUGAUCUGGUAAUUCCCAAGGAUUACACACUCGCACACUUUCCUCGCAAAAAUCAGACUAUCAAACUACAACUGCCUGAGCAGAGCAAGAAAUGGUACUGCGAGUUCCGUGUCAAAUCUGAUGGAGGUCAUUGCAGUCUGUAUGAUUGUGGCUUUGUCCGUGAAAAUAAUUUACUGGAGGGAGAUCUGUGCGUCUUUCAGCCCAUGACGAGUCGUAAGGGUAGAACAUUCAAAGUGAUUGUCCGUCUGCUUCGCAAAGCGACUAUUGAUCAUCCCUCAAGUGAAAAUAUCUCAAAACGUGGUUUGCCAAGCACAAAGAAUGCCCCAACAUUGUGUAUUAAGGAGGAACCAAAUGACGAUGAAGAAACCUUCUCUUCGGGUCAUCAUGAACAUCGGAUAAGUGAGAAGUAUCCUGAUCAUGAUGGUACAGAACCCUACAUGAUGGCAAUGGGUGCCGAACUAACGGAAGUGCAGGACAAGGUAGUUUUGGAGAAAGUUGGAGCCAUUGCGUCAGAUCUGCCCAUUUACGUGGCAGUCAUGACCAAGACCAGUGUCCGCGUCUCACUAACCUUUGGCACGGAGUACACUGCCAGGUACCUUCGAACGGGAGGCCGUAACUUGGUGCUUCAGCUGGAGGGGAAGAGCCAAAGAUGGCAUGGCAAGAUGCGCGACAAGAAAGGUGCCCUGAGGAUAAGUGGGGGCUGGACUUCUUUUGCGAGUGAGAACGGCCUGCGGGAGCGGGACAUCUGCCUCUUCGAACUGAUGAAAAACAAGGGGGAACUGAAGCAGAAGAUGAUGGUCUACAUCCUUUCCAGAGAAUUGUUUGCUUGAGACAUGCCUCGACUCUCUGUGCUGGUAUUUUGUAUAUCCAUGGGCUCGUUGGUACUUUUGUGAUUUGGAAGUGGAAACGGUGGGCAUGGGACCA
Messenger RNA from Triticum aestivum (bread wheat), 1879 nucleotides. RefSeq names its product B3 domain-containing protein Os03g0619600-like. The transcript has 8 exons. Lineage: Eukaryota; Viridiplantae; Streptophyta; Magnoliopsida; Poales; Poaceae. Bases 208 to 1785 code for a protein of 525 amino acids. The record is from RefSeq and is a predicted model, not a curated record. Gene Ontology annotation, molecular function: DNA binding.